UAUAUUACGAGCAAUACGUUUUCCAAGCAGCCAAGAAGUUUUAAAGACCGGUAUCGUGCGAAAAUUUUAUUCGACCGGGUUUUACUUGCGUUGAAAAGCAGUUCACGAAGACAUAAUGAACCAGUUCCUGCAACCUGUGCUGGUUGUCCGGGAUCGUACGAGCCGCGACACCAGACGUCGUUUCCAGCUGCAAUGGACAAUUGAAGAUUUCUCGUCAUACCGUAAGAUUACGGCGUAUCAGUACAGUGCCGGUGUGACAAUGGCUGAACUGGGAAUGGAGGCGUAUGCCGGACGAUGGCGUGUCUGUGUUGUGCCGCUUCAUAAACCCGUGACCCCGAAAACCGAACCACCGGUAAUGGAUACCAAAGGAUCCGCACAGCCAGCUUCAAGCGUCCUGGCUCCUCCAACUUAUUACGAGGCAGUCCUUCAGCCGGAGGAUCUGCAAGGAACUGAUAACUCUAAAAGCCUGAACCCCCGAGAACAGCGCUUCCGCCAACGGAACCAGUGGAACCGGAAUCCGAAACCCAGGAACAGAAAUACGUUUCAGUUUAUCUCUGCUUCAGCGACCCGAAAACAGCCUACAAGAAGUACAGCGGCGAACUCGGUUGUUUCGUACAAUAUAAAACAAGUGUGUUUACUGGAAAAUUAAUGGAAACGCCCGUUGCGUCUUGUCCGGUGUCCAGGCCCGUAAAAUUCACCAAUACUACCACCCUCUGGGGCUCCACAAAGGUGGUGACCCAUGACCGUCUUUUCGGUGUCGAUAAAGUGCCGGGGAUUAUCAAAAACGACUGCAUCACCGUCAUCAUCGAUGUCACAUUAUUCGAAGAGCCGGAAACUGUGCGUGUAUCGGAGACGACCAACAAACAGUCACCGGCGAUUUACGAAGCGUUCCUCCAACGUCAAUUACAGAUGCUGUGCUCCGAACAACAUCGGCAAGCGGCGGACUUCACCUUGUAUUCCAAUGACGGUAAUGAUUUUCAUGUGAAUCGCUUCUUCCUCAUGGCGCAUUCACCGUUCUUCGCGGCCUUACUGACGGGUGAUUCACCGGAAAAGCGUCAGGCCAAAUAUGAGUUUCCGGAUCUGGAUGGGAAUAGUGUGGAGAUUAUGUUGGGUUAUUUGUACGGCAGUUAUGUGGACAAGAUUCAUAGCGGCAAUGCGGAGAAAGUGCUGGAUAUGGCGGACAAAUAUCAGGUUACCGGUCUGCGUGUAGUAUGUGAAAAAGCCAUGGCGGAGAAUAUUAAUGCGGGGAAUGUUGUCGAGUAUCAAGUGCUGGCGCGACAGAAAAAUCUAGAUGUGCUGAUGAAUGCUGCCUUCCAGUUCAUUGCGAAUUACCAGUCUGUGCACUCGAAGGGCAGCAAAUAAACAGCGCCGGUUUUCGAUAGUGCAGUACGAUGGCUUUGUUUUAUAAAUGUGUUUGCGUUCAAGCACUUGUCUUACUAAUUACUGUUGGCAAAUUAGCAUGAUUAAGAAGCUAUGCAAAUGACCAAUAAUUAUUUAAAAAACAGUUUACGAGCAAUGGUCAUUCUAUUCAGAAUUGGCUUACGAGCAAUUUAA
Paramacrobiotus metropolitanus is the source of this 1554-nucleotide messenger RNA. RefSeq names its product speckle-type POZ protein-like. Gene Ontology annotation, molecular function: protein binding. NCBI's taxonomy places the organism in Eukaryota, Metazoa, Tardigrada, Eutardigrada, Parachela, Macrobiotidae. The coding region runs from base 649 to 1362 and encodes 237 amino acids. The record is from RefSeq and is a predicted model, not a curated record. The transcript has 3 exons.